Puntigrus tetrazona (Sumatra barb) is the source of this 1308-nucleotide messenger RNA. It is a transcript of the gene comta, whose product is annotated as catechol-O-methyltransferase a. Gene Ontology annotation, biological process: catecholamine catabolic process; developmental process; dopamine metabolic process. NCBI's taxonomy places the organism in Eukaryota, Metazoa, Chordata, Actinopteri, Cypriniformes, Cyprinidae. Bases 161 to 955 code for a protein of 264 amino acids. Gene Ontology annotation, molecular function: magnesium ion binding; catechol O-methyltransferase activity. The record is from RefSeq and is a predicted model, not a curated record. The transcript has 6 exons.
AAAGAGCAAACAGAAAAGGGAGGGGAGAGAGAUAGAGAGAGAGAGAGAGAGGCCAGCAAGAAAGACUUUGUCAGAGAAAGGCAUAAAGGCAUCGGAGUAAAAGAGAAAGGGAAGCUCGUCUCUGUGUGUGUGUGUUUGUGAAGACAGCUGCACAAGGAAGAUGCCGUGGAGUGUGUUGGCAGUGACGGUGAUUUCAGCAGCUGUCCUGUACGUCCUCUGUCGUUGGCUCAUCCCUGCAGCUGUGCGGAGCAGCGGCUGGCUGGCACUCCUCUGGCACGCUGUCAUCCUUGAGCGGCUCCUUAACAUCGUGACCGGAUCGUCGCAACCUCAGCGCAUACUAAAAGCCGUUCAGAAAAACGCCACAAAAGGAGACCCUGAAAGCGUCAUCUCAGCCAUCGAUUAUUACUGCCGGCACAAAGAAUGGGCCAUGAACGUGGGCGAUGAAAAAGGGCUCAUACUGGAUUCGGUGUUGACGGAGGUGAACCCCAGCAUAGCUCUGGAGCUCGGCACAUACUGCGGGUACUCCACUGUCCGGAUCGCUCGACUGCUGUCCCCUGGCUCCAAAUUCAUUACUGUCGAAUUCAACCCGGCCUUUGCCGCAGUUGCUCGCCAGGUCAUUGCCUACGCUGGACUUCAGGACAAGGUUACACUAGUGGAGGGACCCUCUGGUGAUUUAAUACCGAAAUUUAAGGAACAAUUUGGGAUAAAAUCCUUUGAUUUUGUGUUUUUGGACCACUGGAAAGAUCGUUACGUGCCAGAUACUAAACUUCUCGAGGACUGUGGUCUGCUCAGGAAAGGCACUGUCCUGUUGGCUGACAACGUCAUUUGUCCUGGAAGCCCGGAAUACUUGAAAUAUGUGAGAAACAGCCCACGAUACGAAAGCCGAUACUACAAAUCCAACCUGGAGUACACCAAAGUCGAAGAUGGCCUGGAGAAAUCAGUCUUCUUAGGAUGAGAAAUGUCUUAUUUUACAAGUAGAUGAAAACAAGGUUGUACAAGGGGAAAAAGAAGAAGCCGCUUCCUCUAAAAUACCCAAUGAGUUUUGUGAGGUCAUGUCUACUAAAUUUGUCCUUAACAAAUCCCACUUGCUACGACGUAAUGCUUUAAACCGUUCCCGCUGAUCUAUAAUUUAAGACGUUUUACAACACAACCUGCUGAUAGAGUGUAUUGUUUGAUGAAGCUAUGAAAUUAAGUCUAUUAAAAAUACUUCUUGUUUUUCCUAAGCAAAACAUGUCACAGAGGUCCUUCAAUGUCAUUUUUAAAGGUUUUUAAAUUAGGAUACAUUUAAUUGAGAAGAAAAAUAUUUUU